CUUGUUAAAAGACAAUAAACUGUUCCAUGCAAUUCUAACAAGAGGUACCUUUGUUCCACGCGGGGGCUGUUAAUCUGACAUCCUGGACUUCUAGUUUUGGAAACAUUUACAGAUAUGUUUUCUCUUCUAAGAGACUGCCAAACUCACUCUAUCUGGAGGCUGAAGUUUGGCUGCAGCUGUAAGUAUUUGGGAGUAUUAAAAGCUUUCAAAUAUACAGCAGCGACUGCCAGCAAGAUUGCAACCAGGCUCAGGCUAAACGCUGCUACAGCUAGUUUCUGAUUUGAGACACCCAGAUGAGCAGGUCAGAGGAAUGUCUUGUAAAAUCGACUGUAUGCUGUAUGUGGAUGUUAUGGAUCUGAAUUGAGAUACACAGGUUUGCAGAAAGAAACCUGGUAAUGGAUUUACCAUAGUUUACCAUGUUAUCUAAUAAGCUUCAGCAUGUUUGCCCAUGCUUUGCCAUGCUUCUUUUUCACUAUGCUUUUACUAUAGGACACUUUUAUUAGGGCAUGCUUACCAUUUGCAUAUUAUUACUAUUUCAAGAAAAUCGUCAAUUUGCAAAGAAUCAAAAAGAAUCGUGUUCAGCUGCUAACACUGAAUUGUGUCUCCUCUGUAUCACACCCCUCUCCAGUUCAGGAGCUGGUCACAAUGCAAACCUUGCAGCAUGCUCCUCUGAGGCCUGUCCGCAGGGUGGAUCAGUGAGAGACAGUGUGACCCUCCCACUGCCUCUCAGGGUGUCCGCGUUGCACUGUGACCCCACCAGGAAAAUCAAAAUAUCUCUCGGAAAGGGGAGCUCCAGUGCUUGUGCAGCUGUUGAGGGUAAAACUAGACCCUACUGUAAAAAGACCAGCCUAGGCUUCAACCAAAUGCAGUGUUCUAACCCCAAACCCCAAAACACUAUAGGAUGUACUGCUGUAUACAGUAUACUAGGGGCAGUGGCAUUGUAUUUUAUAUAAUGGACUGAGAUGCAUUGAAAGGGCUGUGUGUGGAGACUGGAAUGCUUCCUAAUUCUUUAAACACCUGGAUGGUAGAAGCAGAUGAAAUCCAAUCGACAUGAGGUGCAGUAUUUAUAUAAAGGAUAUCUCGGUUUCCUGCCCUGCAGUCCUGGCAGUGCACACACAGUAACAGCCUCCCUGUGCGUGUGUGAAGGAGGUGGAAAGAGAGCCGUGCAGCACGAGUGGAGCCUGCAGAGCUCGUCCAGCUGAAGCUCGGCCUCUGUGUUUCCGUUCUGCACUCUGGGAGGAAUGCAGACUCCUUUUGGGGUCACGGGAAGAGCUAUUAAUCAGAGCGACCAGAGCGCUUCCAAAUAUAAAAGCAGCUUCCAGUCCUGCACUCAGAGCAGUUUGCUGGUGAGUCUCAGGCAGGCAGCUCCUGACAGCCCCUCUGUGUGACGAUGCCAAGCUGCGGGACGGUGGCAUGGCUGCUCCUGCUCCUGAUCUGCCUCUGUACUCAGCGUGGGUCCGGGCAGCAGGCAGGGCAAGCCGAGGCGGGCACGAGGAAACCUUUCUUUGAGAGGCUGAGGAGGCUGGAGGAGCAGUUCCGCAGGUUCCAGGAGCUGACUCUGACGCGCCUUCAAGGAAUCGCAGACAACUACAACAUAUCGUACAACAUUGAGGAGCGCUUCCUGCUGCUGACAGACCAGUACACCAACAUCUCCCAGGCCAUCACCGGCUUCCAAGACACCGCCGCCAGCGACCUCAACAGCCUCAAGUUCUGGACCAAGAAGCUCCAGAAGAAAAGCAAGAAGCUGGACCUCAAGGUGAGCGCCCUGGAGAAAGCCCUGAACGAGAAGAACAAGCAGACCCUGAGAGACAACAAGGAGCGUGACGCCGUCCUCUCCAGCCUCACCCAGGAGCUCCAGGACCAGAGGGAUCAGAUCAGCUCCCUCUCCUCUGACAGGGAUCAGGCACGGGCCGGCCUCCAGGGGCUGCAGGAUGCUCUCAGAAGCCAGGAGGCCAAGGUGGAGCGGUUUGAGCAGCAGGUGAGCAGCGCCUUGCAGAACAAGGCCCUUUCCUCCAGUGAACCCUCAGCCCAGCACUCCUCCAACCAGACGCCUGAAGGAAAAGCAACUGAGACUCAGGAUACAGACGGGGAGCAGCAGAAGCAGCAGAAGCCUGGAAAGAAGCUCCAAGUCAAGCAUUUCAAGGGCAGGCAACUUCAGGAGAGACAGACCCCCAGGACUCCAGCGCUCAGACCCCAGCCCGUCAAGGAAACCCAGGUGAAACAGCCUCUGCAGCAAACCCAGGGCCUCCCCACGCCCCUCCAGAGACACAAGAUACUUCGGCAACAGCAGCAAGAGCCCCCCAAGAAGCCAGGCAUGAUAUGCAACGUGAAGUCGAUGCUGGUCUUCCCCAACGCCUCCACUGAGAACUACGUCACCUUCACGAAGGGGUUCCCCGCGGAGCUUCACGAGCUGUCUGUGUGCACCUGGCUGCGGACCGGGGCCGGCUACCUGGGCACCCUGCUGUCCUACGCCACAGAGGAGAACGACAACAAGCUGGUGCUGCACGGCCGCAACUCCAGCGCCCCGCAGAGCAGCAUGCACUUCGUCAUCGGAGACCCUGCCUUCCGCGAGCUGCCUGUCGGCCCGCUGCUGGACCGCGGGUGGCACCAUCUCUGCGUCAUCUGGUCGUCCAUCGAGGGCAAAUACUGGUACUACGUUGACCGGAGGCUGUCCGCGGCCGGGUCCAAGUUCCAGAAGGGGUACGAGGUCCCGUCGGGGGGGUCUCUGGUCCUGGGACAGGAGCAGGACUUGGUGGGAGGGGGGUUCGACAUGGCCGAGUCCUUCGUGGGCAGCCUGGCUGGGUUCACAGUGUGGAAUCGAGCCCUGACCCCCGGGGAGGUGUCUGGGAUAGCCACCGGGAAGGGCCUGCCGCGAGGGACGGUAUUCACGCUGGACGAUAUCGCCGCUGUCCACGGGGACGUGCAGCGCGUGGACUGCGGCUGCCUUGAGCACUGCGUGUGAAACGCAUGAAUAAAAACCCACUCUGAGGACACUGCAUUCAGUGUUAUUAUUAAGCUUGCCAUGUAUUCAUGUAUUCCCAGAGGGGGACUGAGAUAUACAAGUCACUAUACAAAUCACUUUGUGAUAACAAUCCAACAUGGACAAAGGACCUCCACUGUAAUACUGCUGACAGAUACAACUGCAGAAAUGUCUGUAUCAUUUGUGAUCAUUGGUUUAGCAGGGACAUGUUUUUGCCAUUUUUUUUCGUAAGAGGAAAAGUAGUGAGAAAUAUGACACUGCCGUACAUUCUCAGUAAGUGGGACCCCUUUGAGCUGUAAUGGUAACAGAAAAUAUAUUGAUCUAUUCGGACAAAGAAAAGGGCAAAGUAAUGUAUAGGAGUGUGCAGUACGAUACUCUCAUUAUACAUGAACAGCUGGAAUUACUGUAAACAAGGUCCACUGUAUAAUAAAACAUUUUAUAUUGAAUAA
Messenger RNA from Acipenser ruthenus (sterlet), 3429 nucleotides. RefSeq names its product pentraxin-4 (gene ptx4). Bases 1391 to 2962 code for a protein of 523 amino acids. The record is from RefSeq and is a predicted model, not a curated record. The transcript is spliced from 3 exons. Lineage: Eukaryota; Metazoa; Chordata; Actinopteri; Acipenseriformes; Acipenseridae.